Messenger RNA from Entrophospora sp. SA101, 408 nucleotides. Lineage: Eukaryota; Fungi; Glomeromycota; Glomeromycetes; Entrophosporales; Entrophosporaceae. The record is from the annotation of a GenBank genome assembly.
AUGGAGGAAUCUAAAACCGUCUCACUCGCGCAUUUGGAUUCGAUGGAUGGCCAUUUGGUGUUAGAAAACAAUAAAUUGUCCAUUAGUGAUAAGAGAGUGUCAACAAAUCCUGAUUUUGUAGUGGAUAUGGAAGAAAUUGCUAUUAUAGUCAUGAAUGCUGAAAUUCCUACAAUGUAUUGGAAAGAACUCAAGAGAGACUUACCACAAAAUCAAACAAUUAAGAUUUUAAGAUGGCCAGGAGAAAAUGGUACAGAAUCUGGUCUAGAUUUGGCAGUACCAGAAGAGAGACAUAUGAUAUUUGAAACAAUAACCAAAAUUCGCCAAUCCCUUUUACAAUCUGCAUCCUCCACAACCACUUCUACUUCCCACAUUGUUACCAGCAUCACAGCACCUGUAGAGCAAGAGUAG